This is a messenger RNA of Macrosiphum euphorbiae (potato aphid), 828 nucleotides long. Lineage: Eukaryota; Metazoa; Arthropoda; Insecta; Hemiptera; Aphididae. The record is from the annotation of a GenBank genome assembly.
AUGGCAAGACAUCCUGAACUAUCACUUAGGAAACCAGAAGCCACUUCAAUCGCACGAGCUAUGGGUUUUAAUAAAGUUGUUUUUAGUGCUGAUCGUAUUUUUAAUUGUGAUGAAACCGGUAUCUCUUCUGUGCCUAAAUGCAAAUCAAAAAUUAUUGCUUCUAAAGGAAGGGAACAAGUAGGCACUGUGACUUCAGCAGAGCGUGGUGAAACUAAUACGGUUGAGAUAUGUAUGAGUGCAGCCGGUUCUUUUAUGCCACCACUUUUUGUUUUCCCUAGACCACGUCACAACUUGGAAUUUAUACAAAAUGCUCCACCUGGAUCAUUUGCUGAGUUUCAUAAAUCUGGAUGGAUGCAGAAAGAAUUUUUGAACGCUGAUGGACAUUCCACUCAUACCAAGAGUAUUGAAUUGAUUACAAUGGCUCGUGACAAUGGAGUUAUACUUUUAUGUUUCCCACCUCGUUGUACUCAUAAACUAAAACCACUAAAUGUAGGCUUUAUGAAACCUUUAAGUACAUAUUAUGACAAAGAAAAUACUAAUUGGCUUUGCACAAAUGGAGGUAAUUUUAUAACAGUUAAACAAGUUGCAGACAUUUUUGGAUUAGCCUAUAUUGAUAACUUACAACUUCUUGAAGGCACUUCCAAUGAAAUAUCAUGUUUAUCUGCAAAUCCUUUUAUAUUAGUCCAUAAAACAGAAAAUUCACUAUCACAUCGUUUUUUUUCAAAAGUAUCUAUAACGGCUCUAAUAAUACCAACAGCUUUCCCCAAUGUUGCAGUCUUUUGUUGUAACUUAUUACUGAGUAUAUUAACAUUGCACAAUACUUCAUGA